Messenger RNA from Pelodiscus sinensis (Chinese soft-shelled turtle), 3197 nucleotides. It is a transcript of the gene PELO, whose product is annotated as pelota mRNA surveillance and ribosome rescue factor. NCBI's taxonomy places the organism in Eukaryota, Metazoa, Chordata, Testudines, Trionychidae. The record is from RefSeq and is a predicted model, not a curated record. Gene Ontology annotation, cellular component: cytoplasm. Gene Ontology annotation, biological process: ribosome disassembly; nonfunctional rRNA decay; nuclear-transcribed mRNA catabolic process, no-go decay.
AACGUCUCCGCGCCGGGUCGGCAGUGUACGCAUGCGCUCUGUGGGAGGAAGCCGCUGCCCGGCUGGUGUGUCCGCGAACGGACGAUGCUGUCGCCGGGCUGCUCCCGACUGUGCCUAGUCCUGUCACCAGCCAGUGCGCAGGCGCAUCCCGGGGCUGCCGCUGCUGACUGACUGCGGUGGGUCAUCAAGUGCCGCUCAGAUCAGCGAGGCCCCGCCGCUGGCGUGUUGGGUGCGGCGCCGGGCUGCACCUCCGCCCGCCAGGGCCUAGUGCUGGCCGGCCUCGUCCCACGUGUCCCGCCCCUUCCCUGCUGAGAGGGCGCAGGGCCCGGGGCCGUGCGAGGAGUGAGAGGCCCGGUCCUGAGUGCGAGGCGCCGCGCUGCCCCGUUCCCCGCGGACGGAGGCUUGUCCCGGGCAGAGGCAGGAUGAAGCUGGUGAGGAAGGACAUCGAGAAGGAUAACGCGGGGCAGGUGACCCUGAUCCCCGAGGAUCCCGAGGACAUGUGGCACGCCUACAACUUGCUGCAGGUGGGGGACAGCCUGCGGGCAUCCACCAUCCGCAAGGUGCAGACCGAGUCCGCCACGGGCAGCGUGGGCAGCAACCGCAUCCGCACCACCCUCACCCUCUGCGUGGAGACCAUCGACUUCGACUCUCAGGCCUGCCAGCUGCGUGUCAAGGGGACCAACAUCCAGGAGAAUGAGUAUGUCAAGAUGGGGGCCUACCACACCAUCGAGUUGGAGCCCAACCGCCAGUUCACGCUUGCUAAGAAGCAGUGGGACAGUGUGGUGCUGGAGCGCAUUGAGCAGGCCUGUGACCCAAGCUGGAGUGCUGACGUGGCAGCAGUGGUCAUGCAAGAGGGGCUGGCUCAUAUCUGUCUUGUAACCCCCAGCAUGACCCUGACUCGGGCCAAGAUUGAAGUGAACAUCCCCAGAAAACGGAGGGGAAAUUGUAGUCAACAUGACCGAGCACUGGAGAGAUUCUAUGAGCAGGUGGUGCAGGCAAUCCAGCGUCAUAUCAACUUUGAGAUUGUGAAAUGUGUGCUGGUGGCCAGUCCGGGGUUUGUAAGAGAACAGUUCUGUGACUACAUGUUCCAGCAGGCUGUCAAGACUGACAACAAGCUGCUGCUAGAGAACCGGUCCAAAUUCCUUCAGGUCCACUCCUCUUCUGGACAUAAAUAUGCACUGAAAGAAGCUCUUUGUGACCCAGCUGUGGCCAGCCGUCUCUCUGACACCAAGGCAGCUGGUGAGGUCAAAGCCUUAGAUGACUUCUACAAGAUGCUACAACAUGAGCCCGACCGGGCUUUUUACGGCCUCAAACACGUGGAAAAGGCCAAUGAGGCCAUGGCUAUUGAUACCCUAUUGAUCAGCGAUGAGCUCUUCAGGCACCAGGAUGUGGCUUCCCGCAGCCGAUAUGUGCGGCUGGUAGAUAGCGUGCGGGAGAAUAUGGGUACAGUGCGCAUAUUCUCCAGCCUCCAUGUGUCUGGGGAACAGCUUGGCCAGCUCACAGGGGUAGCAGCUAUCCUACGUUUCCCUGUUGCUGACCUCUCUGACCAAGAGGAGGAAUCCAGUUCUGAAGAGGAUUGAUAAUGGCUCAUUCACCCUUCCUCUAUAGUACAAUAAGACUAAAAUGACAGUCACAGCGUUUCUUUUCCAAAUACUGCAAACAAAUGUGCCCUAGUGUGCAAUUUAAUAUUUUGAGGACAACAUAUAUUUUAAGGUGCCUGGUUUUGUUCAACAUGCUGUACUGGAUAGCCAUAUAUAUUUGCACUUGCAGUAUUAAUAAUGAUGAGUAUACUAUAGGUUGGGGUUAACCAUUGUUUGUACAAACUACACUCUGGAUCUCCCAGAGCAUAGCAAACUAAUAUAAUUCUGAUUUGGUUCCUGAAAGCUGCUGAUGAGGUAUUUUAAAGCAGAUGAUCUUUUUUGCCUUCUGGUGCAUGUACAAAAAAAGAAUAAAUUAAGAGGAAAAAAUGCUAAAAUGUCACAUUUCCUGUUUUAUGUGCUUGCAAACAGCACUGGGAAGUAUGGGAAGCAAUGUGUUAGGUAUUCUAAAGAAUAAUCUUCCUUUUCAAACUGCUAUCCGAGCUUUAGCCAUAGGCAGGUUGACAACUUGGUCAGGAACUCAAGGGCCACAUCUUAUUGAUGUAAAAAGGAGUAGAUUGUAGGGAUUGGAAGAAGAUUAGAUGUGGGCCUGUCUUGUUCAUGAGUCCAAUCAUUUGCCUGAAUUUGGCAGUAUUAUUCAAUACUGUUCUAUUAAAAAUGGAAAUAUUUUAAAGAAAAAACUGAAUUGGCAGUAUCUCUUUAGACAUGAUGGCAACUGCAAACCAAAGUAUAAAGCAGUGUGGGCCUCACUUUGAAUAUUUCUUCUAAAAUACUACCUCAGGUCCCUGUCAUGUGAGUUCCUGAAAGUUAUAUUAUAUGCUGUACUAAAAUCUGGUACUUCAGAUGUAAAUAACUGUCUUCUAAUGAAUCAGUGUUAGGAUAAUGUGGACCAGAUGCUGCAAACUUGACAUGAAUGAGCAAGGAUUUGCGAAUCCUAAAUCCAUAGCUUCCCCAGGAAUCCUUUUGGCAAUAGAUAAAUGGCUUUCAUUACAGUCUCAUAAUCUAGUAUUCCCAUGUAGAUGAUUUUAAAAACAGGUAUGUAUAGUACCUCUUGAAAAUAGAAGAUCUAAUUAAUGGCCGGACUUUGACCUUUUUGGAGAUAAUGAUUGUUGGAAAAAGCUACCUUAGUUUUUUACCAAUGUUAUUUAAUCUGUUUAUCAAUUUUUAUUAAAGGUCCAAAGAAUGGAGGUGAUCAGAGAGUUUUUUCCAAUUUUUCAUGGAAUUUUGGGGGGAGGAAGUUUAUGUGUGUGUGUGUGUGUGUGUGUGUGUGUGUGUAUAUAUAUAUAGAGAGAGAGAGGGGGGCGGGGGGAGCGAGGAAAGGUGUAAAUCUUAGAAGUGUAAGAACCUAGUUUUGCUGUUCAGUAACACUUAUAAUGACUUUAUUUCCCUGAAGUAUUUCUAUUAAGAUUUAGAAUUGGAGUUCUACAGUUAGUGUUUGAAGGUAAUUUAGAAAAAAUACAGACUUUCUUUUAACUGUUAUUACAGUGCCACUCAUUUACAGGAAGAAAUAUAUACUUCCAGGAAACAAGAUACCUCUACAUUUGUUCAUACAUUUUUUUUGGAGUGACGUAAAACCCAUAAAUGAUAUAUACACACACA